AUGGAGGUAGUUACAUUUUAGAAGGAACACUAAAGCAAUAGUUUUGGUAUAUCAACUUAUUCAAAUAGAAUGAAUUAUAUUAAUCAAUAAAAAGAAAAAGGAGAAGAAGAAUUGAUACAUGAUGAAAGAUCCGCGAUUAGCAACAGCUUAGAAACCUUAGCUAAAUUUUUAGUAUUUAUUGGUUGCACUAGUGCCUUAACCAUAUUCAUAGUCUUAGAAUUAUAUAUGGAUAGAGAAUUAAAUGAAUUACAACAACAGAUUUCUCAUAAUUUGUACUCGAAAAGUAUUAUCAGAUUUUAUAGAUGA
Messenger RNA from Paramecium sonneborni, 306 nucleotides. The record is from the annotation of a GenBank genome assembly. NCBI's taxonomy places the organism in Eukaryota, Ciliophora, Oligohymenophorea, Peniculida, Parameciidae.